Messenger RNA from Paramecium sonneborni, 1940 nucleotides. Lineage: Eukaryota; Ciliophora; Oligohymenophorea; Peniculida; Parameciidae. The record is from the annotation of a GenBank genome assembly.
AUGAAUAAUCAAGUCACAAUCGCUUACAUCGAUAUUGGUUGCACAGCCUUAUCAAUGGUGGCUUGCUUGUUAAUUUGUAUAUUAGGGAUUGUUUCCCCAAUCUAUAGAAAAUAUCCCUCAAAGUUUUAUUUUAUAAAUAAUAAUAGAAUCAUUGUAUGGAUCUCUUACUUAUUUAUCUUCCUAGGCAUAUUUAUUUAUAUCGAUUAAGCUAUAGUUAUUAUCAAUCAUAAUCAUUAAAAUGAAUAUAAAGAAUUGCAUAAAUUAACCGACUUCUUUUUAGGUGUUACAAUAAUUAUAAUCUCAAAUUAGUUUAUCCUAUUUUUAAAUGAAGUAAAAAUAUGUAUUUACAACCCAUUUUAAGCAACUUCUUCAUCUGUAUUUCUAUUUUUAUUAUUUUUGCAAACCUUAUUAACUUUGGUAUUGAUUAUUAUACCACUUGUAUUUUAUAAGUAAAAUUGUUAUUUUUAAAACAUAGUUAUAUCACUUAAUAUAGCUAAUUGGCUUCGUACAUAAAUUUUGGUAGUUUUUUGAUUUGCCUGAUAUUUUAUUUUGCCAUUUUGUCUCUUUUAUACAGAAAUAAGACUUUAUAAAGUAGAAGACUUUUUGAAUUCAAGCGUGAUUUUGUUAGACAAUAAGCAUAUUGGUUGUUUACUAUGUUGUUGAUUAAUUUUGCUUUUUCGUUUUAUAAUCUUAAUGCAAAUGAAAAUGAUGACUCUAACAUUUUUAAAAUAGCACUAAGUUUGGAAGGUUUAUUCUAUUCUAUUUUCCAUCUAAUUUAACCUUACUCAUAUCAUAAACUUUUAUCUUUGCUUUUUAGAUCUUGUCAAAAUUAAUCUGAUAUCUAAGCCAUUGAAAAUAUUGAAUAUGGAAUAAAUGAAGAUAAUUAAAAUUAAAUGAUGCCAAUUUAUGAAAAAUUGUUAAAGACAUAAAUUAAUGAACUUGUUAAAGGAUUAGUUAAAGCUGUAUUGGCAACUCUUAAUAUGUAAUUCGAACAUCACAUGAAAGAAUUUGAAAAGAAAAGAACUUAUACAUUUAAAUUUCAUUUAUCUGAAUUAGAUGAAAGUAGAAUUGAAUUUACUGAAACUGAUGACAUCAGAGAUUCUAUUAUUUUAGUUAAUACAUAUCAUCCUAAUAGUUUUACUACUCUAUUGAAAUCCAAUCAUUUUACAAAGAAUUUAUUGGAAUACACAUUAGAAUUGUAAUAUAAUUAGAAAGCCUUUGAAAAAACUAAGGAAUCAAUGGGAAGAAGUGGAGCAUUUUUUUUUUUUAGUUAAAAUAAUAAACUUAUUAUCAAAACUAUAGAAAAAUCUGAAAUUAAAGAUUUUUUAGAUGGACGUAUUGUUUCAUAUUUCAAUUAUAUUAAUUCUCAUCAAAAAUCACUUAUUGCUAAAAUUUAUGGAAUCUUUAAAAUUAAGUUGAUGGCUUAUAAAACACAAUACCUGGUUUUAAUGGAAAAUACAUUUGAAUAAUUGAAGCAAUUAGAUUAUGAAUUUGUAGUUUAUGAUUUAAAAGGUUCUACAGUUAAUAGAACAUCACAAUCUAAUGAAAGUGUUUAAAAAGAUAAUAAUUUUAAAUAAUCAUCUCAUAAUCCUAUUUAUUUACCAAAAGAGAUUUCACAAUAAAUCAAAAUAUAACUUUAGGAUGAUUGUACUUUCUUAAGAAAUAUUGGGUAUAUGGAUUAUUCAUUAUUAUUGGGAAUUUGUACAGAAAAUGUAUAAUAAAAAGAAACUUAAAAUUAUAGACUUGUAAUUAAUGAAGAAAAAAAUAAAUUAUUUUCAUUUUCAAUUAUUGAUUAUUUAUAAAGAUUUAACUAAUAAAAAAAAAGUGAAUAAUGUUUCAAAAGAAGUCUGAAAUUUAAAAAAAAGAAAGAUUUGUCUUGCAGAAGUCCAGAACCUUAUUGCGAUAGAUUUAUAAACUUUAUAAAUUCAAUUAUUGUUUGA